Messenger RNA from Molossus molossus (Pallas's mastiff bat), 4306 nucleotides. RefSeq names its product IQ motif containing N (gene IQCN). NCBI's taxonomy places the organism in Eukaryota, Metazoa, Chordata, Mammalia, Chiroptera, Molossidae. The record is from RefSeq and is a predicted model, not a curated record. The transcript has 5 exons. Gene Ontology annotation, molecular function: protein binding. Bases 113 to 4306 code for a protein of 1397 amino acids.
GAAGGCUGCUUACUCUUGCAAGCUGGCUUCUGAGAUUGCACCUUUUCUUCAUGCUCCUCCUCCAACUCUAUGACCCUCCAAGGCAGAGUUGAUCCGCCUAGGAACCAAGACAAUGCAGCAAGCAACACAGUUACAGUUGUCACCUAAUGGGCAGAGCUCCUACCAGUCCCAGCCCAGCCCCAAUCUCCAAGACAAAGUGGGGACACUGUGUUCACAGCCUCCAUGUGAGCCACCUGCGUCCAGGGAGACCCUCCCACAACAGCUGGACAAGGACAAGAAGGUGCUCAAGCGUAUUCCACGCCUCCGGGCUGUGGUCGAGAGCCAGGCUUUCAAAAAUGUCCUGGUGGAUGAGAUGGACAUGAUGCUGUCUCGUGCAGCCACCCUCAUCCAAGCCAACUGGAGGGGCUACCGGCUCCGGCAAAAGCUGAUCUCCCAGAUGUCGGCAGCUAAAGCCAUCCAGGAGGCCUGGCGACGCUUCAACAACAAGCGCCUCCUCCGGUCUGGCAAGGCAGUAGAGAAAAAACUGAAUGUGGAUGAGAGGGACAUCCCUUACCACCCCCCUCAACAAGUGCGGUUCCAGUAUUCAGAAGAGGGCAAGAGUCUUCCAGCCUCCCCUGUAAUGGUGAGUAAGGAGACCCAGUUCCCUUCUGCUGACAGCUUGGCUUCCUGUGCCCACCAGCUGGCCCUGCUGCGGCCCCUGGGCAUUCCACAGCCCAGCAUGCAGGCUCCUUGUGCCACUGGAGGCUCCAGCGUCACUUUCUUGCCACACCAGACUGUUCCCAUCAGACUUCCGUGUCCAGUGAGUCUAGAUGCAAAGUACCACCCAUGCCUGCUAACGAGAACCAUCAGAAGUAACAGCUGUGUCCACUUAGAAGGGAACAUGAUAAAGACCACGCAAGUGACUGUCAGAGCCAACAAGGCAGGAGCCUCAGGGCCACCACCAAGUGGAAAGUAUGCCCAGGCACUUUAUGGAUCCCUCAAGACCCAGACCCAGGCCCAUGUGGAAGCAGAGGGCCGCAAAGCCCCACCCCAGACAGGCCAAGCAUCUAGGUACCCGGCAGCUGUAGUGACCAAGACCCCACUCCAGUCGUGCUUGGCAUCCAUGAUGAACAAAACCCAACCCCAACCAUGCCCACCUCCCACAGUAAUAAUGGCCAAGACCCCACCCCAGAUGGACCAGGCAGCCCCAGUGGCCAAGACCCCAUUCCAGUCAUGCCUGGCAGCAAUCUUGAACAAGAUCCCAACCCAGCCAUGCCCGGUACCCACAAUAAUGCUAAUGAAGACCCCACCACAGUCGUGCCUGACUGCCCCAAUGACCAAGACCCCAGCUCAGAUGCAACCAACAGCCUCGAUGACCAACACUGCACCCCAUACACAACCAGCUGCCAUGACCUCAAUGAUCAAGCCCCCUACACAAACCUGCCCAGUGCCUGCAAUGGCCAAGACCCCACCGCAGACCUGCCCAGUGCCUGCGAUGGCCAAGACCCCGCCGCAGACCUGCCCAACCCCGCUGCAGAUGCACCCAGUGGCCACGAUGGCUAAGACCCCACUACAGACAUGCCCAGUGGCUACAAUGGCCAAGACCCCAUCUCAGAUGAUCCCAGGGGCCUCAGUGACCAAGACCCCUCCCCAGACACGUCUGGUGGCCAUGAUCACCAAGACCCCAGCCCAGUUACGUUCGAUGGCUGCCACCAUCAGGACCCUCUGCCUGCCUCCUACUGCAGCUGGAAAUCUGAAGGCUUCACCUCCAACAGUCUUGGCAGCUGGGACUCCCAAUACCUCAUCGCAUACAUAUCUAAAUAGACCAAAGGCUAAGGCUGUGGUGACCACGAGGCAGAUGGCAGGCACGGCCAAAGUCUCAUCUCAUUCACACUUGACUGAGGGAAAGAUGAAAUACUGCCCACCACAUCUGGGAGCUGGGGCUCCCAAGGCUCCAGCUAGGCCUUUCUUGGAAGCCGAGAAAAUCAAGACCUUCUCCCAGAAACAGAUAAAAACAGCAACCAUGUCUAACACCAGUGUGGCCAAGGACAGGACCAAGGUCUUAUCACAGGCUCACCUGAAGACAGAUGUCAUGAAGGUUCAGUCCCAGGUGUAUGUUCCUGUAGAAAUGUCUGGGGUGCAGUCCCAGGCACAGCAGGGCACAUAUCCAACCAAGACCCUGCCCCAGGCACAGAUGGCCACCUUUUCAACCACAGCCUCACCCCAGGGACAUCUGCUCAGGUUGCAGACUACAGCCCUGCCCCAGGCAAAUCUGGGCACGUGUCUGUCCAAGCCCCCACCCCAGGCACACCCACCAGCCAAGCUAACCAAGGCCCCAUCCCUGGCCCAUCUGGGCACGUGUCUGACCAAGACGCAGUCCCAGGCACAUCUGACCACAGGAGUGAUAAAGGUCAAGUCUCAAGCACAUCUGCCUACUGGGCUGACCAAGGCACAGUCUCAAGCCCAACUGGUCACAGAAACAGCCAAGUGCCUCUAUGCUGCCCACCAGGCUGCUGAGCUCAAUGGCAAGACUCAGUCCCAACCGCUCCUGGCUGGGUUCAAGGCCUCCACCCAGCCCUGCCAACAUGUUGGCUCUCUUGGCACUUUGUCCCGAGCCAAACCAGAGGACAGACUGACCCAGCUCCCGGCCCACAGCUAUGCCCAGGGCAAAGCCACACAGGGCCCAUGCCAGGGGGCCCCCGAGACCCCGAGCAAACUGGUGCCUCUGCUGGCAUCUGCUGGACACCCCACAUGCAACAUUGAAUCCUGGGGUGACAGCGGGGCCACCCGGGCCCAACCAUCAACUGCCAGCCCAGCUGUGCCUUGUGAGGAGGAGCUGGGGGCCUCCCAGCUUGCCUCACUGUGUGCUGAGCUGGCUGCCGUGCUGGGCUCCCAGGAGGACCUCCGCGCUCUGCUGGCAAAAACUCUCUCCCAGGGGGAACUGAGGGCAGCACUGAACCAGGCCCUGUCCAAGGAGGUCCUGGGUACCACGAUAGCCAAAACCCUGCCCCAGGGCAUGCUAGGCACAGCACUGGUGAAGGCGCUGUCCUGGGGUGACCUGGGCACUGCACUGUCCCGCGCCCUUUCCCGGGGUGAGCUGCGGGCAGAACUCACUAAGGUCAUGCAGGGCAAACUGGUGGAUAUGCUCAGCAAGGCCCUGACAGAGGAAGAGUGGGCCACCCUGAGCCAGGCCCUGUGCCAGGGUGAGCUGGGUGCCAUCUUGAGCCAGUCCUUAUCUCAGGCAGCCCUCCGGACUGGACUCAUCCUCCCUAAGGCUGCCUCGAAAACACUGGGAAGUGGGAUGAUGGUGACGCCAGCCCCAGUGGAGAUGGACUAUAGGGAGAGCCCGUCAGCUGCGUGGGGGCCCAUCCUGGGCCAUGUGAGACCACAGCCUGUCAAGGGCCCCGUGGACGCCGGCGUGGCUGGUGGGCAGGCUUGGAACACUGCCAUCCCCAGUGUUGCCAUCGGACUCAUGAACAGCACCAAGGCCCCCUGUGGUUCAUGGGAACCAGCCAGGUGCCCUAUGCAGUGGGAUGCCGAGGGCAGCGAGGCAGCGCUGGAUUCCAGACGAUUUGGGGAGCUGGUGGCGUCAGUGCAGACUGUGGAGAAGAUAAUAGUGCAAGCUGCAGUCACUAUACAGGCGUGUGCACGUGGCUACUUGGUGCGCCGUACCAUCAAGGUGUGGCAUCAGUGGGCUAUCAUCAUCCAGGCUGCCUGGCGUGGCUACUGUGUGCGGCGGAACCUGGCCCAGCUCUGCAGAGCCGCCACGAUCAUCCAGGCCACGUGGCGAGGCUACUUCAUUCGAAGGAGCCAAACUCAGCAAAUGCUGCUCCCUGGCACAUGGAUUGAGGUGGGUGGCAGGGCCAGGUGCACCUCCGACCAUCGCUGCUUUCAGUCCUGCCAGCCACACGUUUGUACCCUCUGCCAGUCACUGAGUCCCCAGCUGGGGAGCCCACCCAGUGCGGUGAUGCUCGUGGGUUCCAGCCCCCGCACGUGCCACAUGUGUGGCCAGACCCUACCCACGCGGGUGGUGCAGGGCAUGGGCCAAGGCACCACAGGCCAGAGGGGCAUGCUGUGGGACAAUGACACCCAGCCAACCCCCCAGGGACCCCAGCAACCCCAUAGCCAGAGUAAGGCAGCCACCAUCAUCCAGUCCACCUGGAGGGGCUUCGUUGCACGUCGCCAGCUGAGGCAGCAGCAGGUAGCAGCCAAAAUGCUUCAAGCCACCUGGCGUGGCCACUACACCCGGGCCUCCCUAACCACAGAUGCCCUUUUGGGGACAGCGGCAUGGGACAACCCACAGAACAUGCAGUGGCCAGGAGUGUAG